GAAGUGAGAAACAAUAAUGACCGGCAAAACACAGACUAGCAACGUCACCAACAAGAAUGAUCCAAGGUCAAUAAAUUCACGGGUUUUUAUUGGCAAUCUGAACACUGGUAUUGUUAAAAAGAGUGACAUUGAAGGUAUAUUUGCCAAAUAUGGGAAAAUAGUUGGAUGCUCGGUGCACAAAGGAUAUGCUUUUGUACAAUACGUCAGUGAAAGGCACGCAAGAGCUGCAGUGGCUGGAGAAAAUGCCCGGAUUAUAGGAGGUCAACCAUUAGAUAUCAACAUGGCAGGUGAACCAAAACCAUACAGACCAAAACUGGGAAGUAAAAGACCUAUUUCAUCUUUAUACAGCGGCUAUGAGUUUGAUUAUGAUUACUACCGGGAAGAUUUCUACAAUCGGUUGUUCGAUUAUGGACAUGGACGUGUUCCUCCUCCACCCCGUGCUGUCAUUCCUCUGAAACGCCCCAGAAUAACUGUGCCAGCAACACGCAGAGGAAAAGGAAUCUUCUCACUGAAGGGAGCUUCAAGGUCUGCCUCCUCGUCAUCAGGCUCCAAAUUAAAAUCUGAUGAGCUUCAGACAAUCAAGAAGGAACUGACCCAAAUCAAAACCAAGAUCGACUCUUUGCUGGGCAGGCUGGAAAAAAUUGAAAAGCAGCAGAAGGCUGAAGCAGAGAGUCAGAAAAAGCAGCUGGAAGAUCAUUCUGAUUUGGCUCAAGAAGAAUGUAAGUCAGAAACGGCUGAGAAUUCAAUUGAAGAACAUCUUGAAGGAGGGCAUGAUGCCGAUGGAGAAGAGAUGACAGAUGGAAUUGAAGAAGAUUUUGAUGAGGAUGGAAGCAAUGAACUGAUGGAAAAUCACGUAUCAGAUAUUGAAGAUACAAGUAACUGAAAGUAAAUCUUCUGGUAAGUCUUUACACAUAA
Molecule: messenger RNA, 915 nt
Organism: Nanorana parkeri
Lineage: Eukaryota; Metazoa; Chordata; Amphibia; Anura; Dicroglossidae
Gene: RALYL
Product: RALY RNA binding protein-like
Exons: 8
Coding region: 17-883 (288 amino acids)
Cellular component (GO): nucleus
Molecular function (GO): RNA binding
Source: RefSeq, a predicted model, not a curated record